CUGAUAUGCAUUUGAAAGAUGCGAAUGUAAAUAUUACCAAUAUCGAUAGUUUAGAUUUAUUUGAUGACAAAGUGGUUGUCCAAGUUACUGGCCGAUUUUCCAACAAAGAUGAAGCAUAUCGUAAAUUUGUUCAAACCAUUGUUCUUGAACCGCAACCUGGGGGCUAUUAUGUUUCGAAUGACAUAUUUCGCUAUUUGAAAGAUGAAGCUGAUGAAGUCGUUAAGCAACAACAGACAGAUCAAGGAUCAACAUAUAUUGAUGACAGUGUAUCUUCGAUAACCGAAGAAAAAUUUAAUGGCGAUGAUUCGGUUUCUACUUUAUCAACAGGAACUCUUGCAGAUGAAUCAACUCAAGAGAUAGGUCGAGAUUCAAAAGUAGUUGAAGAAACUGCUUCUGAUAUUCCAACGAAAGUGGGCGUGCCAGAAGUUCCCGCAUUGCCAAAAUCUGAAACAGAGGACAUACUUAAUUGUGUUACAGAAGAACUUGCGGACAACGAAUCGAAAUCAAUAGAAUCUGGUCCAAGUGAGAAAGCUACACAAGUCACUGUGCAAACAGCAAAGAUACCUACUAACGCUACACAGCUAACGUCACCAACACAAUCGCCAUCAAAAACCCAAGCAUCUUGGGCAACUUUGGCAGCCAGUGGUAGUAGCAAAUGGGAUACCUCACAGCUCGCCGAACCUAGUAAGGAGUUUUCCCUUUAUGUUAAAGUUGGUAAUGAGCGAAUGGAUCAUGAUGCACUAUGGAGUGCGUUUAGUAACUUCGGUCCUGUAAAAAAUCUUGAUGUUGUACCCGCUAAGUCAUGUGCUUUUGUGGAAUUCCAAUCCCAAGAUGCUUAUCAACGAGCACUCCAGCAAAGACAGAUUUCUGUUCCAGGUUUUGGAAAUGAAACUGUUGUAGUUGAAGAACGACAAGAACGGCGCAAGGACGAUAAUACCCGAUAUCGCAAUCGGCAGAGCUAUGACAACUAUCAACGUAAUUAUGGUCAAGCUCCACACAAUACACACAAUGGGAUGAAUUCACAACGUGGAGGUAGAGGUGGCGAUAGGCGUAAUGUUCCUCGUCCUCCUGCCAAAUCUCCUUCUUAA
Messenger RNA from Racocetra fulgida, 1088 nucleotides. NCBI's taxonomy places the organism in Eukaryota, Fungi, Glomeromycota, Glomeromycetes, Diversisporales, Gigasporaceae. The record is from the annotation of a GenBank genome assembly.